AAUAAAGAAAAUGGCUGAUCCGGUGGUUCUUGGCGGCUGGAUCAGUUUUGCCUGUGUUGUGUUGCUGACUCUCAUAUUCUCAGCACUUUAUAUUAGACUUCACAGAAGUAAAACAGACAGUGAGCGGAGCUCUACAAUUACUUCAGUGCUAGCUGUAGCAGUGGCAUUGUUGACCUCUGCCUUAGUGCCCGUAGACAUUUUUCUGGUAGCUUUUAUGAAAGAUCCAGAUGGAAAAUUCAAGGAGUGGGCAGAGUCCAAUGUUACCAGGCAGGAAGUGGAGACAUCAGUACUAUACACCUAUUAUACCAUGUAUGCACUGAUCACAUUCUUCCUGUUCUUUGCCCUACCAUUUGUAUAUUUUUACUAUGAAGAGAAAGAAGAUGAGAAUCCCGGUAAAAAGCGUUUCUGCUCUGCAUUCCUGUACACUUUGGUGUUCCUGUUCAUAGCAGGAGUGCUGUUGUUAGUGGGAGCUUUUGCUCCAGUGAAGACUGCACCUGAUGCCAAUCUGACAGAAUGGAAACGGUUGGAGUUCCUAUUCAAGGAUUUAGCAACAAACGAUGGAGAAGAUGCCUUGUCAUUUCUCAUCUGUUCACUGACACUGAUUGGUCUGCUUGGACUCAUGAUAUACACUGCUUAUGGUAUGACAGCCUGGCCAGUGAACCUCAUCCGAGGGACCCGUGGGGCUAGUACUGAGCUGUCAGAGGUUUCAAUGAAUAGGGCAAGAAGGAGUGAUCAAAUUGAAGCUAUAAGAAACAAGUAUGGUGCAGGGCGCCGCAUUUCUGCUAGGGACAGGCGUCAGAUAGAAUCUCUUGAAGAUGAGGAGCACCUGCUGGAAAGACAAGAGCGCCAUCUGCAGGCAGAGGCCAACAACUGUUGUAGCAAAUGCCUUAAGAUUCUCCGCCCACUGGAGAUGAUUGCAGGAAUUGUAUUCUUUUUGGUGGCAUUGUUGAUUUUCCUGUCUCUGCUGCUCACUAACAUAGACAAAGCAAUGCAUUCCUAUGGGUGGAGAAUGGGAUAUGCACUGCCACACAGAACGUUACCAAACCCACUGGAUAUUGUACUGGUCUUUUCACAGCAGGUUUUCCCACUAGAUUACAUUUUGAUGGCAGGUGUCAUUAUGUACUUUUUCUUCUGCUCUAUGGCUGGAAUUCACGAUAUUGGAAUCUGGUUCUUCUGGAUAAAGAUGUACAAGAUUCGGCCUAGAAAAACCAGACCCCAGGGUCUUCUCAUGAUGUGUUUUCUAUUGAUGUUGAUUGUGUUGGCUACCAAUGUGAUCAUAUAUGAGCUGACACCACAGUACUCAAUGUAUGGCAGCCAGCAUUAUGUGGCAAAUUCUACCAAGGUCACUAUGUGCAGUACCAGUGCACCUGAAGGUGACUGUGUGAUGACAAGGUUCACCACAUUGUUGACCAGAUUCUUCUACAAGGUCUGGUUCUUUGGAGCCUGCUACUACUGGGCAGGAUGGGUGUUCCUAGCUGUGAUACCGCUGUCAUUUGUGAUCUCCUUGUGCAGAAGAAGGAAAUCUUCCAUCAAUGGGCAGGUUGAGGAGGAUGACUUUGAUAGUGAUGAAGAACUCUUGUCAGCCUGAGAUCAAAUUAAAAGAGGAAAACGCUUUCUUCUAACAACAUUUAAA
Molecule: messenger RNA, 1633 nt
Organism: Lingula anatina
Lineage: Eukaryota; Metazoa; Brachiopoda; Lingulata; Lingulida; Lingulidae
Product: putative lysosomal cobalamin transporter
Biological process (GO): protein localization to vacuole
Cellular component (GO): vacuolar membrane
Source: RefSeq, a predicted model, not a curated record